Molecule: messenger RNA, 2619 nt
Organism: Phytophthora sojae
Lineage: Eukaryota; Oomycota; Peronosporomycetes; Peronosporales; Peronosporaceae
Exons: 21
Coding region: 1-2619 (872 amino acids)
Source: RefSeq, a predicted model, not a curated record
AUGCUCGCACGACCAGGAGGUACUCGAGUCUGUCCGGCCAUUGGUCGGCGCGUGCAGGCCUACUUGUCGGCGCUGGCCACCGAGACGAACGCGACGCUCGGAGCUGCGUGCGAUGCGAAGGAGGCGACCCCGUCGGUGGCUGGAUCGGAUGUGGGCAGUACGUGUCGAAAUGGUCGGUCGAUCAAUGGUGGCGAUAGGAUGAACGCGCUCGCGUUGCGUGUGGCAGCUCUCGGUGCCGUGCUGACCCGCUGCUACAUCCCAUCCACGGAUCCAACCAUGCUCGCACGACCAGGAGGUACUCGAGUCUGUCCGGCCAUUGGUCGGCGCGUGCAGGCCUACUUGUCGGCGCUGGCCACCGAGACGAACGCGACGCUCGGAGCUGCGUGCGAUGCGAAGGAGGCGACCCCGUCGGUGGCUGGAUCGGAUGUGGGCAGUACGUGUCGAAAUGGUCGGUCGAUCAAUGGUGGCGAUAGGAUGAACGCGCUCGCGUUGCGUGUGGCAGCUCUCGGUGCCGUGCUGACCCGCUGCUACAUCCCAUCCACGGAUCCAACCAUGCUCGCACGACAAGGAGGUACUCGAGUCUGUCCGGCCAUUGGUCGGCGCGUGCAGGCCUACUUGUCGGCGCUGGCCACCACGAACGCGACGCUCGGAGCUGCGUGCGAUGCGAAGGAGGCGACCCCGUCGGUGGCUGGAUCGGAUGUGGGCAGUACGUGUCGAAAUGGUCGGUCGAUCAAUGGUGGCGAUAGGAUGAACGCGCUCGCGUUGCGUGUGGCAGCUCUCGGUGCCGUGCUGACCCGCUGCUACAUCCCAUCCACGGAUCCAACCAUGCUCGCACGACCAGGAGGUACUCGAGUCUGUCCGGCCAUUGGUCGGCGCGUGCAGGCCUACUUGUCGGCGCUGGCCACCACGAACGCGACGCUCGGAGCUGCGUGCGAUGCGAAGGAGGCGACCCCGUCGGUGGCUGGAUCGGAUGUGGGCAGUACGUGUCGAAAUGGUCGGUCGAUCAAUGGUGGCGAUAGGAUGAACGCGCUCGCGUUGCGUGUGGCAGCUCUCGGUGCCGUGCUGACCCGCUGCUACAUCCCAUCCACGGAUCCAACCAUGCUCGCACGACCAGGAGGUACUCGAGUCUGUCCGGCCAUUGGUCGGCGCGUGCAGGCCUACUUGUCGGCGCUGGCCACCACGAACGCGACGCUCGGAGCUGCGUGCGAUGCGAAGGAGGCGACCCCGUCGGUGGCUGGAUCGGAUGUGGGCAGUACGUGUCGAAAUGGUCGGUCGAUCAAUGGUGGCGAUAGGAUGAACGCGCUCGCGUUGCGUGUGGCAGCUCUCGGUGCCGUGCUGACCCGCUGCUACAUCCCAUCCACGGAUCCAACCAUGCUCGCACGACCAGGAGGUACUCGAGUCUGUCCGGCCAUUGGUCGGCGCGUGCAGGCCUACUUGUCGGCGCUGGCCACCACGAACGCGACGCUCGGAGCUGCGUGCGAUGCGAAGGAGGCGACCCCGUCGGUGGCUGGAUCGGAUGUGGGCAGUACGUGUCGAAAUGGUCGGUCGAUCAAUGGUGGCGAUAGGAUGAACGCGCUCGCGUUGCGUGUGGCAGCUCUCGGUGCCGUGCUGACCCGCUGCUACAUCCCAUCCACGGAUCCAACCAUGCUCGCACGACCAGGAGGUACUCGAGUCUGUCCGGCCAUUGGUCGGCGCGUGCAGGCCUACUUGUCGGCGCUGGCCACCACGAACGCGACGCUCGGAGCUGCGUGCGAUGCGAAGGAGGCGACCCCGUCGGUGGCUGGAUCGGAUGUGGGCAGUACGUGUCGAAAUGGUCGGUCGAUCAAUGGUGGCGAUAGGAUGAACGCGCUCGCGUUGCGUGUGGCAGCUCUCGGUGCCGUGCUGACCCGCUGCUACAUCCCAUCCACGGAUCCAACCAUGCUCGCACGACCAGGAGGUACUCGAGUCUGUCCGGCCAUUGGUCGGCGCGUGCAGGCCUACUUGUCGGCGCUGGCCACCACGAACGCGACGCUCGGAGCUGCGUGCGAUGCGAAGGAGGCGACCCCGUCGGUGGCUGGAUCGGAUGUGGGCAGUACGUGUCGAAAUGGUCGGUCGAUCAAUGGUGGCGAUAGGAUGAACGCGCUCGCGUUGCGUGUGGCAGCUCUCGGUGCCGUGCUGACCCGCUGCUACAUCCCAUCCACGGAUCCAACCAUGCUCGCACGACCAGGAGGUACUCGAGUCUGUCCGGCCAUUGGUCGGCGCGUGCAGGCCUACUUGUCGGCGCUGGCCACCACGAACGCGACGCUCGGAGCUGCGUGCGAUGCGAAGGAGGCGACCCGAUCGGUGGCUGGAUCGGAUGUGGGCAGUACGUGUCGAAAUGGUCGGUCGAUCAAUGGUGGCGAUAGGAUGAACGCGCUCGCGUUGCGUGUGGCAGCUCUCGGUGCCGUGCUGACCCGCUGCUACAUCCCAUCCACGGAUCCAACCAUGCUCGCACGACCAGGAGGUACUCGAGUCUGUCCGGCCAUUGGUCGGCGCGUGCAGGCCUACUUGUCGGCGCUGGCGACCACGAAUGCGACGCUCGGAGCUGCGUGCAAUGCGAAGGAGGCGACCCCGUCGGUGGCUGGAUCGGAUCGUGCGUAG